CCCACCCGUUCUAGUUGUCAGGACAGGAAGAAGACUACUACUACUGUGGAUGUGUUUCAACGUUGUCACUCGAGAAAGUUCACUUGUUGCAGUAAUGGACACCAAUAUGGGGAAACUACACGACUACCGUGUUGUAUAGAAACAAUUGUGGUAGUAGGAAGAACCGUGUAUGUUCACCGAGUUUUAAGAUAUCUAACGUUAGCCACUACAUAGACAGGGAGGCACUCAACAUUUGCAAGGAUUACGGGAAACCGCUGUCUUUGGGACGACAACUGUGCAACAUUAACUAACUAAAAGUACUGGUAAAGUUGUGUUUGCUGCAACAACAAAGAGUCGUCAAGAGUGGCUCCUAUACGUUUUCCUUCCGCUGUUCGGGGGAAAUUGUCUAAAUCACAAUGGAUCCGAAUGCGGGGAAUUCUGCCUCCGCUGCUGCUCCCAAAAGCAAGAAGGACAAAAAAGAAAAGAAAAAUUAUGAAGAUGGAGACGGGAAAAAGAAAUUUAAUAUCAAACGGCUGUUUCCCGAUGAGUUGGAGCGUUUCACCAGCAUGAGGAUGAAGAAGGACAAGGAGAAGCCUCAUGCGCCUGCCCACUACGAGGUGCCUGCCCAGGAGACCGUGCUGCACGACCAUCCUGACGAAUACGUUCUGGAACUCUUCGAACAGAUGCUGGUGGAUAUGAACUUGAAUGACGAGAAGCAGCGGCCUCUGCGGGCGAAAGACAUCUCCAUCAAACGAGAGAUGGUUUCUCAGUACCUCCACACAUCGAAAGCUGGUCAGAGCCAGAAGGAGUGUUCCAGGUCAGCUGUGAUGUACAUCCAGGAACUAAGGAUGGAGCCCAGAGACACACAGCUCCUGGGCUGUCUGGAGUCUCUCCGGGUCUCCCUCAACAACAACCCUGUCAGCUGGGUGCAGAACUUUGGAGACGAGGGCCUGGUUCUGCUGCUCAACAUCAUGAGGAGGAUCCAGGAGGAGAAGGAUGAGUACCCGAAUAUGGGCGUGAAGUGUCAACACGAGAUUGUGCGCUGUCUCAAAGCCUUCAUGAACAACAAGUAUGGUCUGAAGGCCAUGUUGACGUCUGCUGAGGGCAUCCCUCUGCUGGUCCGAGCCAUCAACCCCAGAGUCCCUCACAUGAUGGUGGAUGUGGUCAAACUGCUCUCAGCCAUCUGCAUCCUGGAACACCCUGACAACAUUCAUGAGCGUGUUCUUGAGGCCAUCACUGAGGAGGCAGAGAAGCAGGACAUUGAGAGGUUUCAGCCACUCCUCUCUGGUAUGAACAAACCCAACAUCGGCCUGAAGAAUGGCUGUAUGCAACUCAUCAACGCUCUCAUCAGUCGAGGAGAAGAGCUGGACUACAGGAUCCACAUCCGCUCAGAACUGCUGAGACUGGGCCUGCGAGACCUGCUGACGGAGAUUCGGACCAUAGAGAAUGAGGAGCUGAGGGUGCAGCUCAGUGUUUUUGACGACCAGGCUGAGGAUGAUUCUGAAGAACUCCAGGCCCGCCUCAACGACGUGCGCGUUGAGAUGGAUGACGUGAUGGAGGUGUUCCAGGUCGUGAUGAACACCGUCAAAGACUCCAAGGCUGAAACACACUUAUUGUCUCUGAUGCAGCACCUGCUGCUGAUCCGCAACGACUACAUGGUCAGGCCCCAGUACUACAAGCUGAUAGAUGAGUGUAUAGCUCAGAUCGUGUUGCACAGGAACGGAGCCGACCCAGACUUCAAGUGCCGCAAUCUCAGCCUGGACGUUGAGGGAUUAAUUGACAACAUGGUGGACAAGACCAAGGUGGAGUCCAGUCAGGCCAAGGCCAUAGAGUUGGAGAAGAAGCUGGAUGCAGAGCUGACUGCACGUCAUGAGCUGCAGGUGGAGCUGAAGAAAAUGGAAGGAGACUAUGAACACAGAGUCCAUGAGCUGGCUGCUGAAAAGGAGACUCUGGGAUCUGAGAAGCAGGAGAGAGAGACAGAGAACCAGAUCCUAAUGGAGCAGAUCAACACACUCCAUGAAGAGAUAGAGAAGCUCAAUAAGGAUCUGGAGGAGGCCAAGGCUAGAGUGGUCAUUGUCCAUGUCCCAAGUGGUCCGGCUCCUCCUCUACCAGGCCAAGGUGGUCUCCCACUUCCCCUCCCAGGACAAACCGGCAUGACCUCCCCUCCACCCCUACCCGGCCAAGCAGGCCUCCCUCCUCCCCUCCUGGGUAUGCCCGGUCCCCCACCACCCCCGCCCUUACCAGGUAUCCCCGGCCCCCCGCCACCCCCUCCUCUCCCUGGGAUGGCCGGUAUGCCCCCGCCACCCCCUCCUCUCCCUGGGAUGGCCGGUAUGCCCCCGCCACCCCCUCCUCUCCCUGGGAUGGCAGGUAUGCCCCCGCCACCCCCUCCUCUCCCUGGGAUGGCCGGUAUGCCCCCGCCACCCCCUCCUCUCCCUGGGAUGGCCGGUAUGCCCCCGCCACCCCCUCCUCUCCCUGGGAUGGCCGGUAUGGCCCCGCCACCCCCUCCUCCACCAGGGAUGGCAGGUAUGCCCCCGCCACCUCCUGGAAUGGGGGGCUGGGGCGCCUCUGUGCCACCCCCUCUGCCCUUCGGCCUGUCGCCCAAGAAGGAGUACAAGCCUGAGGUGCAGCUGAAGAGAGCCAACUGGAGCAAGAUUGGAUAUGAGGAUCUGUCUGAAACCAGUUUCUGGACUAAGACCAAAGAGGAUCGCUAUGAGAACAACGAGCUGUUCACCAAACUGACCCUGGCCUUCUCCUCCCAGACCAAGACCUCCAAAGCUAAGAAGGACCAGGAGGGAGUGGAGGAGAAGAAGACGACUAAGAAGGUGAAGGAGCUGAAGGUGUUGGACUCCAAGUCCUCCCAGAACCUCUCCAUCUUCCUGGGCUCGUUCCGUAUGCCCUACGAGGACAUCAAGAACGUCAUCCUGGAGAUCAACGAGAAGCUGCUUUCUGAGUCCAUGGUGCAGAAUCUGAUCAAGCAGUUGCCGGAACAGGAGACGCUGAAUGUUCUGGGGGAGAUGAAGGAUGAGUAUGAAGACCUGGCAGAGGCCGAGCAGUUUGGAGUCGUGAUGUCGACAGUGAAGCGUCUGAAGCCCCGGCUGACGGCCAUCUUGUUCCGGCUGCAGUUUGAGGAGCAGCUGAACAACAUCAAGCCGGACGUGGUGUCCGUGACGGCGGCCUGCGAGGAACUGAAGAAGAGCGCCACCUUCUCCCAGCUGCUGCAGAUCAUCCUGCUGGUGGGCAACUACAUGAACGCCGGUUCCCGUAACGCCAAGGCCUUUGGAUUCAGCAUCAGCUACCUCUGCAAGCUGCGGGACACCAAGACAACUGACCUGAAGCAGACUCUCUUGCACUUCCUGGCUGACUUGUGUCAGGAGCAAUACCCCGACGUCCUGACGUUCCCCGACGAACUGGUUCACGUAGAGAAGGCCAGCCGAGUGUCGGCUGAGACCCUGCAGAAGAACCUGGUGCAGAUGGGCUGUGCGUUGAAGACUCUGGACAAAGAUCUGGAGACCUUCCCUCCUCCACAGAGUGAUAGGGACAUGUUUGUAGAGAAAAUGACUAGCUUUGUGGCCAAUGCCAGAGAGCAACAUGAGAAGUUGGAAAUGAUGCAUAAUAACAUGGAGAUGCAGUACUCUGACCUGGGGAACUACUUUGUGUUCGACCCUCGCAAGAUUUCUGUCGAAGAGUUCUUCGGGGACCUCAACAACUUCAAGAACAUGUUCCAGCAAGCGGUGAAGGAGAAUGCGAAGAGGAGGGAGUCAGAGGAGAAGAUCAGGAGAGCCAAGCUGGCCAAGGAGAAGGCUGACAGGGAGAAGGAGGAGAAACAGAAGAGAAGCCAACAACUGGACCUCAACGCAGAGGGUGAUGAGACUGGUAUCAUGGAUGACCUGAUGGAGGCGCUGCAGUCUGGUGCUGCCUUCAGGAGGAAGAGAGGACCACGACAAGCUGCCAACCGGAGAGCUGGUCAUGCAGUGACGAACAUCUUGGCCAAAGAGUUGAUGCAGGAGGACACCGCGCCCCGCUUCAGCAAACCACCCAAUAAGAAGACCAAGAUAGUGCAGAAGGAGGAGCCUAGCAUAGAGGGGGCGGGGUCACUAGAGGACCUCUUAGAGGACAGUCUAUCACGGUCCAAUUAAGGAGAUGGGAAGAAGUUUGCCCUUAGCCACAGAUCUAGGAUCAGCUCGUCUUACCCAUAUCCUAACCUUAACCAUAGAGAAAUAUAGAAACUGUCCUUCAAUCAGUGUCUAAGGGCAACUUCAUCCUCCUGCCAGUUGAAGGAGGAGUCUGUGCCCAUUGUCCUUCAUGGGACCACCGGAUUGGACAUACUGGGACUGAAGGAGCCAAUGGGUGAGGGCGGGGCUCUCACCAUGACACGCUGAGGGACGACUCUUGCUUUGCCAUAUAAACAUAUCCCUGUUGAAGCAUCUGCACACAUCCACUGCACUCUGUCUGUCUCUAUUUCUCUCACACAUCCACUGCACUCUGUCUGUCUCUAUUUCUCUCACACAUCCACUGCACUCUGUCUGUCUCUAUUUCUCUCACACAUCCACUGCACUCUGUCUGUCUCUAUUUCUCUCACACAUCCACUGCACUCUGUCUGUCUCUAUUUCUCUCA
Messenger RNA from Salmo salar (Atlantic salmon), 4594 nucleotides. Lineage: Eukaryota; Metazoa; Chordata; Actinopteri; Salmoniformes; Salmonidae. The record is from RefSeq and is a predicted model, not a curated record.